AGUUGUGAUUGAUCCAGGUCCAGGCGCGCGACUUAGUAGUGGGCGGGGCCCGAACCGGCUAUAAAAGCAGCAGCGGCGAGGCUCGUGCCGCUUUGCAGACGCCGCUAUCGCUUUUUGCCGCUUGCUGCAGCCAUGGUCAACCCCACCGUGUUCUUCGACAUCACGGCCGAUGACGAGCCCUUGGGCCGCGUCUGCUUCGAGCUGUUUGCAGACAAAGUUCCAAAGACAGCAGAAAACUUUCGUGCUCUGAGCACUGGAGAGAAAGGAUUUGGCUAUAAGGGUUCUUCCUUUCACAGAAUUAUUCCAGGAUUCAUGUGCCAGGGUGGUGACUUCACACGCCAUAAUGGCACUGGUGGCAAGUCCAUCUACGGAGAGAAAUUUGAGGAUGAAAACUUCAUCCUGAAGCAUACAGGUCCUGGCAUCUUGUCCAUGGCAAAUGCUGGACCAAACACAAACGGUUCCCAGUUUUUUAUCUGCACUGCCAAGACUGAAUGGCUUGACGGCAAGCAUGUGGUCUUUGGGAAGGUGAAAGAAGGCAUGAACAUUGUGGAAGCCAUGGAGCGUUUUGGGUCCAGGAAUGGCAAGACCAGCAGGAAGAUCACCAUUUCCGACUGUGGACAACUCUAAUUUCUUUUGACUUGAGGGCGUUUUACCCAACAAACCAUUCCUUCUGUAGCUCAGGAGAGCGCUCCCACCCCAUCUGCUCGCAAUACCCUGUAAUCUUUGCUCUCACUGAAGUCUUUGGGUUCCAUAUUUUCCUCAUUCCCCUUCAAGUCUAGCUGGAUUGCAAAGUUAAGUUUAUGAUUAUGAAUAAAAACUAAGUAAGAACUGUU
Arvicanthis niloticus (Nile rat) is the source of this 833-nucleotide messenger RNA. RefSeq names its product peptidylprolyl isomerase A (gene Ppia). NCBI's taxonomy places the organism in Eukaryota, Metazoa, Chordata, Mammalia, Rodentia, Muridae. Gene Ontology annotation, biological process: protein peptidyl-prolyl isomerization; protein folding. Gene Ontology annotation, molecular function: cyclosporin A binding; peptidyl-prolyl cis-trans isomerase activity. Gene Ontology annotation, cellular component: cytoplasm. The record is from RefSeq and is a predicted model, not a curated record.